GAUGCGCUCGGCUCUUGGCUCUGCCUGGAGUUCUCAGUGCGGCGACAGCGGUGCUGAAUAUGGCGACAGACGGGAUGAUUUUAACAAACCACGACCACCAAAUCCGGGUCGGCGUCUUGACAGUAAGUGACAGCUGCUUUCGCAAUCUCGCUGAGGACCGCAGCGGGAUCAACCUCAAAGAUCUCGUGCACGACCCUUCCUUGCUUGGGGGAACCAUCUCAGCUUACAAAAUCGUUCCCGAUGAAAUCGAUGAGAUCAAGGAGACUCUGAUCGACUGGUGUGAUGAGAAAGAGUUAAACCUGAUUUUGACCACUGGUGGCACUGGCUUUGCUCCACGGGAUGUCACGCCUGAGGCCACUAAAGAGGUGAUCGAGCGGGAAGCUCCAGGGAUGUCUCUGGCCAUGCUGGUGGGCUCUCUGAAAGUCACUCCUCUGGGAAUGCUCUCCAGACCUGUGUGUGGUAUCCGAGGGAAAACUCUCAUCAUAAAUUUGCCAGGCAGUAAAAAAGGUUCACAGGAAUGCUUCCAGUUCAUCCUGCCUGCUCUCCCACAUGCCAUCGACCUGCUCCGAGAAGCUGUGGUCAAAGUGAAGGAGGUGCCCAAUGAGCUGGAGGACCUGCCCUCGCCUCCACCGCCUCCGUCCCCGCUGCCCACCAGCAGCCCGCACUGCCAGACCGAGGACAAGGGCGUGCAGUGUGAGGAAGAGGAGGAGGAGAAGAAGGACAGUGGUGUGGCCUCCACAGAGGACAGCUCCUCCUCGCACAUCACCGCCGCCUCCAUCGCUGCCAAGAUUCCCGACUCCAUCAUCUCACGGGGUGUUCAGGUCCUUCCCCGUGACACGGCAUCUCUGAGCACCACGCCAUCCGAGUCGCCACGUGCCCAGGCUACCUCCCGCCUCUCCACCGCUUCCUGUCCCACCCCCAAGGUGCAGUCACGAUGCAGCAGCAAAGAAAACAUCUUACGAGCAAGUCAUAGUGCAGUGGACAUCACCAAAGUGGCUCGGAGACACCGUAUGUCUCCAUUCCCUCUCACCUCUAUGGAUAAAGCCUUCAUCACUGUGCUGGAGAUGACCGCAGUUCUGGGCACUGAGAUCAUUAACUACAGAGACGGCAUGGGUCGAGUUCUGGCUCAGGACGUUUAUGCCAAAGACAACCUGCCUCCGUUCCCUGCCUCCGUUAAAGACGGCUAUGCUGUAAGAGCGGCUGAUGGUCCUGGUGACAGAUUUAUUAUCGGCGAGUCUCAGGCUGGGGAGCAGGUGAGAAAAGAAAAGAUAUCGUUUGAGAAAUCCACCUUCAGAUGUGAGGGAAAUGAUCCAUACGUGUGUUUCCAGCCCACACACACCGUGAUGCCAGGUCAGGUGAUGCGGGUGACGACAGGUGCUCCUAUUCCAUGCGGCGCCGACGCUGUGGUUCAAGUAGAAGACACCGAACUCCUGCGAGAGUCUGAAGACGGCACAGAAGAGCUCGAGGUGCGGAUUCUGAUUCAAGCUCGUCCAGGUCAAGACAUCAGGCCCAUCGGUCACGACAUUAAGCGUGGUGAAUGUGUGUUGGCCAAAGGCACUCACAUGGGCUCGUCUGAAAUCGGUCUGCUGGCCACGGUGGGCGUCACAGAGGUGGAAGUGCAGAAGUUUCCAGUCGUGGCUGUGAUGUCUACAGGCAACGAGCUGCUGAACCCAGAGGACGAUUUACACCCCGGGAAGAUCAGAGACUCGAAUCGCUCGACGCUGCUGGCCACCAUACAGGAGCACGGAUACCCCACCAUCAACCUGGGCAUCGUGGGAGACAACCCUGAUGACCUGCUGAAUGCUCUGAACGAGGGAAUCAGUCGCGCUGAUGUCGUCAUCACCUCAGGGGGCGUGUCCAUGGGGGAAAAGGAUUACCUGAAACAGGUACUUGAUAUCGACCUUCAUGCUCAGAUACACUUUGGUCGUGUCUUCAUGAAACCAGGUCUCCCCACAUCAUUUGCCACUGUUGAUAUGGACGGGUCUCGAAAACUUAUCUUUGCUCUGCCAGGUAACCCUGUGUCAGCAGUCGUAACAUGUAACCUCUUCGUCAUUCCUGCCUUGAGGAAGAUGCAGGGAAUCUUAGACCCGCGACCCACCAUAAUAAAAGCCAGGUUGUCAUGUGAUGUGAAGCUGGAUCCACGUCCAGAGUAUCACCGCUGUAUUUUGACAUGGCACCAUCAGGAACCUCUGCCAUGGGCACAGAGCACAGGGAACCAGGUUAGCAGCAGACUCAUGAGCAUGCGCAGUGCUAACGGACUCCUGAUGCUACCUCCCAAAACUGAGCAAUACGUGGAGCUGCGCAAGGGCGAGGUGGUGGACGUCAUGGUCAUCGGCCGUCUAUGAUGACAGAGGAGCGGGCCGAAGGACGGAGAGCAACGGGUGGUUCACGGUGCAUGUUCACAUAUCAUUGACUGUAAUAUGCAACGGCACAGCUAGUUUUUAUUGAUUUGGAUAACGCUGAAGUAUAGUCAACAUCUUGAUCACAAACCUAGAUACAUAUGAGAAAAA
Sinocyclocheilus grahami is the source of this 2510-nucleotide messenger RNA. It is a transcript of the gene gphnb, whose product is annotated as gephyrin b. Gene Ontology annotation, molecular function: molybdopterin molybdotransferase activity. NCBI's taxonomy places the organism in Eukaryota, Metazoa, Chordata, Actinopteri, Cypriniformes, Cyprinidae. The coding region runs from base 60 to 2345 and encodes 761 amino acids. The transcript has 21 exons. Gene Ontology annotation, cellular component: cytosol; cytoplasm; dendrite. The record is from RefSeq and is a predicted model, not a curated record. Gene Ontology annotation, biological process: gamma-aminobutyric acid receptor clustering; Mo-molybdopterin cofactor biosynthetic process; postsynaptic neurotransmitter receptor diffusion trapping.